Messenger RNA from Eruca vesicaria subsp. sativa (arugula), 1737 nucleotides. The record is from the annotation of a GenBank genome assembly. NCBI's taxonomy places the organism in Eukaryota, Viridiplantae, Streptophyta, Magnoliopsida, Brassicales, Brassicaceae.
CUAGUCUUGACAAUCUCAUAACUCCUACCAAGAGCUGUAAAAAUAUGUCUUCGGUUUCAGAUCUCUUCACCGACAACAAAACCAAUGUUACUCCUUACGCAAUUCUCAUCCUUACUGCUAUCUUUACGCUUCUCUGGUUCCUCUUCAAACGCUCGCCGCAACCGCCUCUACCGCCCGGACCGCGAGGACUACCUAUUGUCGGAAACCUCCCGUUUCUUGACCCGGACCUUCACACCUACUUCACAAACCUCGCUCAUGAACACGGUCCAAUCUUCAAACUCAAUCUUGGCUCAAAACUAACUGUUGUGGUCAACUCUUCAUCGCUGGCUCGAGAGAUCUUCAAAGAUCAAGACAUCAAUUUCUCAAACCAUGACGUCCCGCUCACGGCAAGAAUCGUUACCUAUGGUGGCCUUGACCUCGUUUGGUUACCAUACGGUGCGGAAUGGAGGAUGCUUAGAAAAGUUUGUGUUCUCAAGCUUCUUAGCCGCAAAACUUUAGAUUCUUUCUACGAGCUUCGACGCAAGGAAAUCCGAGAAAGAACGAGAUAUUUAUACGAGAAAAGUCAAGAAGGAUCAGCGGUGAACGUCGGAGACCAGUUGUUCUUGACGAUGAUGAAUCUAACGAUGAAUAUGUUAUGGGGAGGAUCAGUAAGAGCAGAGGAUAUGGAGAGUGUUGGAACAGAGUUUAAAGAAGUUAUUUCUGAGAUAACUAGGCUUUUGGGUGAGCCUAAUGUUUCUGAUUUCUUUCCAUGGCUAGCGAGGUUCGAUCUUCAAGGGCUUGUGAAGAAGAUGCGUGUGUCGGCUCACGAGCUUGAUGCCAUAUUCGAUAGAGCCAUCGAGCAAAUGCAUAAGUUUAAAAGUAGCGAUGAUGGUGAAUGCAAAGACUUUUUGCAACAUUUGAUGAAGUUAAAGGACCAAGAAGUCGACUCGGAGGUUCCCAUUACGGUUAACCAUGUCAAAGCCGUACUCGCGGAUAUGGUGGUUGGUGGUACUGAUACAUCAACAAACACAAUAGAGUUUGCGAUGGCCGAGCUUAUAAGUAACCCAAAGUUGAUGAAGAGGGCGCAACAAGAGCUAGACGAAGUUGUUGGAAAAGAAAACAUUGUUGAAGAAUCACACAUCACUAGACUUCCGUACAUACUAGCCAUUAUGAAGGAAACACUUAGACUCCACCCAACCAUUCCUUUGUUAGUCCCUCAUCGUCCAACUGAAACUGCGGUGGUGGGAGGUUACACCAUCCCGAAAGACACCAAGGUGUUCAUCAAUGUCUGGUCUAUUCAAAGAGAUCCAAACGUGUGGGAGAAUCCAACCGAGUUUCGUCCCGAGAGGUUUCUUGAUAAUAAAUCUUGUGAUUUUAGUGGAACCGAUUAUAGCUUUCUUCCGUUUGGAUCCGGCAGGAGAAUUUGUGCCGGUGUAGCACUUGCUGAGAGAAUGGUUUUGUACACUCUCGCCACCCUAUUACACUCGUUUGACUGGAAGAUUCCGGAAGGACAAGUGUUGGGUUUGGAAGAGAAGUUUGGAAUUGUCUUGAAGCUUAAAACCCCUCUUGUUGCCUUGCCCGUUCCGAGGUUGUCCAGUUCGAAUCUCUAUCUAUAGUAGCUAAGAUAGUUACAUUUGGUAAUUCAUAUAUUAACCAAGUUACUAUCGUCAUAUAAGUUUUGUAACGCACAACACUUAUCAAGGUAUUAAGAAAGAUGUCCUGUUGGCUUGCCAAACUACUACCAUCUCUAAAUUUGGA